GAAUCACUCACCAGGUGCUCGACAAAAUGCGAAAGAGAAAUCCGAAACUUACUACGACCACCAAUACCCACCCACCCACCACCCCUCUCCGUCGAUCCCCAAGACUCAAUCCUCCACAUUCCAAAGGUAGUCCCACAGACAAACCCAGACCCAGAAACAACACAGUUAGGUCCCCGGAUUCUAGCAUCAGCUCGACGAGAGACUCUUCUUUGAGGAUAACCCAUGAAGAUUGCCCGCAAAGGAAGCAGAGUAAUUCAAGAAAAUCAAAAGAUGGGUCGGGAAAUUGCUUGAUUUUGACUACUGGAUUCAGAAGAUCCCCAAGAUUGAGCAGCGGGGCAGGUGGUUUCUCGAGUCUUAGGCGAUCUCCUAGGCUUUCCAAUCACCCAAAAAGUUGUGAAUUUGUUGAUACGAACAUAAAUUUUACGUCUAAGAAGGCCAGUGAGAGCAAGAAAUUAAUCAAAUAUGUUUCAGACCAAUCUCUGGAUAGUGGAGUUGCGGCAGAUGGAGGGAAAGGGAGAGUGGGUGGGGAUGUUUUGGAAGAAAGUAUAAGGAUCUGUGUUGUUGGUCUGGUGGCGAAUAAAUCUAAGGAGAGUGACAUUUUUGAAAGAAAUGGAGAUGUUGGGUUAAGUAGGAAGAGAAAGCGGGGAGAGGAAGGUAAUGCUACUGCCCAAGGGUGGACAAAGGAGCAAGAAUUGGCAUUGCAGAGAGCUUAUUUUUUGGCAAAGCCUACACCGCAUUUUUGGAAGAAGGUUUCUAAACUGGUGCAUGGAAAGUCUGCCCAGGAUUGCUUUGAUAGGGUCCAUUCUGACCACAUGACUCCUCCACAACCAUUACCUCGAUCAAGGGCAAAUAAGAUGAACUCAUCAUCAAUUGGAAAAUUUUCUCUCUCUGCUAGCAAAUUGAUUAAUCUCAACUGGCAGAAUAUUAGAAAGCCGGGUUGCAAUAAACAAAAGGCUUGUCUUGUGCAGAAAACUGUCAGACAGUUGUUACAGAAGCAUUCUCAAGUGAACGAAGAUAAUGGAGCUGAUCUAUUCUCGGUCCUGGAACCAAACAUGACUUCCUCUGCUCAAGCUUUGCAGCCGAAUGCUAUACUGUCCACUCCAAAGCGUUUUACAGGAAAAGAAGAAUUUCUGCAGAAGUGCAAUGAGAGAUCCACUUCUGUCCAGAAGAAGCCCCUUUCAAGAUUAAAUAAUGUAUGCCAGGUGGAUUUCGUGAGCCCGCCAGUGUUUAAGCACGUAAAAAAUAAGGCCAUUCACGAGAAGUACAUCGACCAAUUACAUAGAAGAGAAGCUAAGAGAAAGGCAGCUUCUGAAUUUCCAAAAAAAGGCCUAGCCGGGAAAGAGAAUAGGUGGGAAAUCAAUGUUCAGAAAACAGAUCUAAUUAGAGCGGCAAAAGAUGCAUUGGUUACUGAAGCAAGAGAUGUUGUUAGUCAGCUCCAUCAACACCAGGAUGAUGCCUCGAGUGACCGUUCUAAUUUUGAUGAUGAUGGUUUUGACAGCAAUGCUGAUGAAGAUGAAACUGAGCUGUAGCCAUGUGUAAACUUUGUUGAAAUGAUUUUUUUUUCCUGACAUAUUAUACUCAGAGGUCAGAACAGCGUUAUGUAAUCGCUAGGUGGCUGAUCAUGUACUCGAGCAUAUUAUCCUAAUUUUAGGUUUUUCCGGGAAGGGUUGUAUACUACUGAAUCCUCUAAAUCAUUCCUCUGUUAGUUGAAAUUCCAAACUAAUUGAUCUUUACAUUUGUCUUUUA
Molecule: messenger RNA, 1746 nt
Organism: Tripterygium wilfordii
Lineage: Eukaryota; Viridiplantae; Streptophyta; Magnoliopsida; Celastrales; Celastraceae
Exons: 2
Coding region: 27-1529 (500 amino acids)
Source: RefSeq, a predicted model, not a curated record